Messenger RNA from Lemur catta (Ring-tailed lemur), 2792 nucleotides. RefSeq names its product FAM161 centrosomal protein B (gene FAM161B). The transcript is spliced from 9 exons. The record is from RefSeq and is a predicted model, not a curated record. The coding region runs from base 88 to 2031 and encodes 647 amino acids. Lineage: Eukaryota; Metazoa; Chordata; Mammalia; Primates; Lemuridae. Gene Ontology annotation, cellular component: cilium. Gene Ontology annotation, biological process: cilium organization.
AGCUAGAAAGGGGCGGAACCUGACACCGCGUAGAUCUUGCUGCCACCGCCGCUGUCAUCGCCGCUUCUGCCUUUGCCUGGCUCAGAGAUGGCUGUGGGGAGCCCUGCGGGAGCCCCCGGUGGCGCGGAGGGGAGCCGUCAGAUGUUUCCUCCCAAGUCCUCUUCAGACACAGAGGCAGAAGACGAGCUGUCUGGGGCUGGGCUGGUUCUGCCCAGGGCUGGCAAACUUGAUGAGUUCCUCAGUCCAGAGGAGACAGAUUCUACUUCUGACUCAACUGGGAGCUUUUAUGAGACCCUACAGGUACUAAAGCAGAAAGGCAGACAGUGUCUGUUGGAGUCUUUCUUUCAGUCUGACCCAGACAGUGAUGAGAACGUCACUGAAGACGAGGAGGACCUGGAGAAGUUUUUCCAAGACAAGGGCAGGGGGAAGCCACAGGUCCAGUGUCCUCGGUCUCUGAGGUGUGGCUCUACAAGGCGCUGCAGCUCGCUGAGCAACCUUCCCUCUGACAUUCCCAGGGCUCAGACCCAGCCACCGUCAGGCUCUGGGCCUCCCUCCCAGCACAGAAGUGUCAGCUCCUGGGCAUCGUCCAUCACUGUCCCUCAGCCGUUCCGCAUGACGCUGCGCGAGGCCCGGAAGAAAGCCCAGUGGCUGGGCUCACCUGCCUCCUUUGAGCACGAGAGGCAGCAGGCCCAGAAGCAGGGCCAGGAGGAGGCCGAGUGCCAUCGGCAGUUCCGGGCACAACCUGUGCCUGCGCAUGUCUACCUGCCUCUAUAUCAGGAGAUCAUGGAGCGCAGUGAGUCCCGAAGGCGGGCAGGGAUCCAGAAGAGGAAGGAACUGCUUCUUUCUUCCUUGAAGCCCUUCAGUUUCCUAGAGAAGGAAGAGCAGCGAAAGGAAGCUGCUCGACAGAGAGACUUGGCUACCACAGUUAAGGCCAAGGCCCCUAAGCAGAAGGCCACCAGAAGGAUCCCCAAGUCCAUUCUGGAGCCAGCCCUCGGGGACAAACUUCAGGAAGCUGAGCUCUUCAGGAAAAUUCGCAUUCAGAUGAGGGCCCUGGACAUGCUCCAGAAGGCCUCCUCCCCUAUUCCCCCCUCUAGAAGCCAGGCUGACCAACAGCCCCGCACAGCCACCCGAACCCGGGAGGAAAAGCUCGGGUUUCUGCACACGGACUUUGGAUUCCAGCCUCGGGUGAAUCCUGUGGUCCCUGACUAUGAGGGCCUUUAUAAGGCCUUCCAGAGAAGAGCUGCCAAAAGAAGGGAAACCAGAGAGGCAACUCGCAACAAGCCCUUCUCAUUGAGGACUGCCAACCUGCGUCAUACUCAGCGGCCCUGCGAUGCUGCCACCACGGGUGGGAGCAGGGAUUCCCCACAGCCACCAGCUACACCCCUGCUGAGGGAUCGUUCUCUGAGUGGCCUUGCUUCCCUCUCUGCCAACACCCUCCCUGUGCACAUCACAGAUGCCACCAGGAAGAGGGAAUCUGCAGUCAGAAGUUCACUUGAAAAAAAGGGCAAGGCAGAUGAGAGUAUUCAGUGGUUGGAGAUGCACAAAAAGAAGUGUCAAGCGAUGUCUAAAUCUGUGACCUUACGUGCAAAAGCCAUGGAUCCCCAUAAAAGCCUGGAGGAGGUGUUCAAAGCAAAGCUGAAAGAGAACAGGAACAAUGACCGUAAAAGAGCAAAAGAGUAUAAGAAAGAAUUGGAGGAAAUGAAGAAGAGAAUACAAACAAGGCCCUAUCUCUUCGAACGAGUUAGCAAGGAUCUUGCCAGGAAAGCAGCAGAACAACGGUAUCUGGACACCCUGAAGCAGGCUGGACUGGAGGAAGACUUUGUGAGGAACAAAGGUCAAGACGCCUGGGCUGUACAAGGGAAGGAAAGGACCAAAGUCAAGGAUUCUCCCAGCAUCCAUGAAACUAUAAAAUUCAGCAUCAGGGAUCCACAGCAAGAUUUAGAAGACUUUCUAGAACAGCCUACAAGUCCCAAGAAAAUGCUGGAGGAGCUGUCUUAUGAAUCACUGGACAAUCUCAAAUCACUUGCUUAAUAAGUACACUUAAAAUCACUGCUUUUGAACAAUAUUCAGCAGCUAACAGGUUUGAGUCAAAGUAGGCAAAACUUGGGUUUUGAGGCAUGGCUACUGUUGGAGAAUGGGGAAGAGUAGCAGAUAACAGGGAAAUCAAAAUGGGGAGGCUCAAGUGAAGGGAUCGUAGCCCAGAGUUAAGAGUUCUUGCAUUGUGCCUCACACUCAGAAUACAGGUACAAAAAAAAGAGCACAAGCCCAGCCACCUAUACAGUGUAGUCAGGAAACAUAAAUGAGUCAAAUGGGGUAGGGCACAGACAGUAGGAGAUGGUAGAGACUGGAGAGGAUAAACUCGGCUGGAAUACAGGCUCAGAGUUACCAGAUCAACCACAUUUUCAUCAAGCCUGAAAUCUGCUUGUAGGCAACUAAUCUAAAAAUUAUUUAGAAAUAUUGUGUAGGCAAAAUAAAACACAUCUAUGUAUCAGAUUUGGCCCAUGGAAGAUGACAAAUUUGCAUCCUCUAGUAGAAGAGUUUCUUAUUCUCAGCACUAUUGGUAUUUUUAGUCUUUUCUGGUGGUGGUGAUACUCCAGUAACUACUGCCUCAGUUUGCUAGUUAGAAAUGACUAGGUUUGCUAGCGCUCUUGUCAUGUUUCCUAAGACUCCUCAGUUCAGUUUUACCUGCAUGGACUCCAAAGGAUAAAGCAGUGCAUUAUCUUAAAGGGAAAGAACUGGAUUAUUUUCUUAAACUCCUAAGAAAAUAAAUUUUGUCCAAAACAAGAGCCAAA